AUGGAAACGUUUAAUAAACUUCAGGAGAAUAAUAAAGAACUUAUCUCUAAAGGUAAAAUCAACUUUAGGAAAUCACCUAAGGAUCGUAUUUCAGUCUCAUAUGUUGAAACGCGUUUAGAAGCUUUAGAGAAUCAGUGGCAAUCGUUUUGUGACAUACAUCGGCAGAUAAUUACAGAGAUUGGUAAGAAUGAGUUAGAAACUUCUAGUUAUUAUAAGAAUUCAAUUUAUGACCAAACCGAAAAUUUAUACUUUGAUUAUAAAACAGAAUUAAAAGAUGUUUUAAAUACAUUAAAAACCAAAGUUAAAUCUGUAACAGAAACUUCAAUGGUAUCGAACAUUAAAGAUACAUCUAAUUGUUUUGUAAAAUUACCAGAGAUUAGCAUACCGAAAUUUUCGGGAAAGUAUUCAGAGUGGACAAGUUUUAAAGAUCUGUUCACGUCAUUGAUUCACAAUAAUAUUAAAUUAGAUAAUGUUCAGAAACUACAUUAUCUCAAAGGUCAUUUGUCGGGAGAGGCGGAGCAGCUUUUAAGACAUGUUCCUAUUACUGAAAAGAAUUAUAAUGUUUGCUGGACUCAGUUAACUAAUCGUUAUGAUAACAAAAAAUAUUUAUCUAAUAAUAUUCUGAGACGUUUCAUGAGCCAGAAGUAUUUGCAAUAUGAAUCGUCGAAUGCCAUUAAGGAGUUAUUAGAUAAUAUGAACGAAUGUUUAAGCGCGCUACAGAACAUAGGUGUUGACGUCAGUAAUUGGGAUAUCAUUGUUAUUUAUAUAUUCAGUCAAAAGCUUGAUCCUGAGUCCAGAAAGCAAUGGGAAUUAAAGUCAAAUGAAACUGAAGGGUUGCCCACUUUGACUGCUUUUAGGGAGUUUCUAGAACAUAAAUUUAGGUCAUUAGAGUUUUUAGACACUAAGCAUAUUAUUUCUAAACCUUGUAACGCACGAAAGGCUAUUAAUGUCGCUCAAGUAGAAAGUUUAAAUAAUGCUAACUUUAAUAAUACUAAUUUAAACUGUCAGUAUUGUAAGGCCAAUCAUAAAUUAAUAAAUUGUAAAGAUUUUGCUAAGGCUGAUUAUGAAGCACGACAUAGUUUUAUCCAGACCAGUCGUUUGUGUUUUAACUGUUUCAGCCCGAACCAUUCCGUUUACUCAUGCCGCAAAACCACUAGAUGUAGAGUAUGUAAACGGAAGCAUCAUUCGCUGCUGCACCCUCCAAAUGUAGUGCAGAGCAUGGAGAGUGCCGAGUCCAAAGAUAAAGGUGUAGUAGUUUCUUCAGCAACCACAUCACAAGGAGUAACUAAAGUAGAUACCUGUUAUUCAAAUAGUUGUAGCCAAGUCCUCCUGGCUACAGCUAUUGUGGAAGUGGAGUCUCGAACGGGUAGUAUUGGUCUAAUUUAUAGAUGUUUGUUGGAUCAAGGCUCACAGGCUUCGUUUAUCACGGAGUCGGCUGUCCAAGCCCUUGGACUGAAGAAAAUUCCCAACAAGGUUCACAUUUCUGGAAUCGGAUGUAGAAAUGAGUCUUUACUAUCUAUGUCAGUAGUUGAAAUCAAACUAAAGUCAAUUCAUAAUCCGCAAUUCACUUUGGUCGUCAAGGCCCAUGUGCUAAGCAAACUGACAUCUUUUCUUCCCUCAAAGAAAGUAAAUGUUCAGUUGUGGCCCGAACUAACAAGCUUGAAGUUAGCUGACCCGAAGUUUGACGUACCAAAUAAAAUAGACUUGUUACUUGGCGCAGAAGUGUAUGGUCAGAUUGUAGUUAAAGGUCUUAUCAAGGGUCCUCCCGGGUGUCCCGUAGCCCAGAACACCCAGCUGGGAUGGAUCUUGUCUGGUCAAAUACACUCAGGUCAAAGUCAAAGUUCAGAGUCGUGCCAAGGAAAUACUAUUGUUGUCAGCAUGCACACCCAGUGCAAUGACAAUGAUCUUUUGAGAAAGUUCUGGGAAUUAGAGGAUGUUCCAAUUAAGAAGAAAAUGCUCACUGAAGAUGAGCAGAAAUGUGAGGAGAUUUUUUAUAAUACAGUGACCAGAGAUGAAUGCGGACGAUAUAUUGUGAAGCUUCCCUUUCGCGACGUCAACCCAGUCUGUAAAAAGGGAAAUUUUAGAGAAAUUGCAACUAAGAGACUAUCAACUAGAAAAAAGAUUAUCAAAAAAUACAGAAUUUAA
Molecule: messenger RNA, 2145 nt
Organism: Melitaea cinxia (Glanville fritillary)
Lineage: Eukaryota; Metazoa; Arthropoda; Insecta; Lepidoptera; Nymphalidae
Exons: 1
Coding region: 1-2145 (714 amino acids)
Source: RefSeq, a predicted model, not a curated record